Molecule: messenger RNA, 207 nt
Organism: Sparassis crispa
Lineage: Eukaryota; Fungi; Basidiomycota; Agaricomycetes; Polyporales; Sparassidaceae
Exons: 1
Coding region: 1-207 (68 amino acids)
Source: RefSeq, a predicted model, not a curated record
AUGAGAGAAGAGAAGGCUGUGAUUGUGAAGAACAAGAAAGUGCACCUCACUGAAAAUGCACAGGAUAAGGGAGAAGGAUCGUUGAAGCAGAAGGUGGCGAAGAAGAAAGGGAAGGGAAAGAUAGUGAAGGUGAGCACUGGAGGGGAUGCGGGCAAAGGUCAAAACGCUGCCGAGGACGACGACGAUGACCUGUACUUCGAUGAUUAG